Messenger RNA from Symbiodinium pilosum, 687 nucleotides. The record is from the annotation of a GenBank genome assembly. Lineage: Eukaryota; Dinophyceae; Suessiales; Symbiodiniaceae.
AUGUUGACCUCGCCACUUCGAAUCAGUUUCCUGAGAUACGACAGGAGUACAUCAGCAACACAGGCUCACCGACCUGUGAAUAGGCAAAGUGACUCUAACGACAUCUGCAGUACUGCCUAUGCCGCAUUAAGGCUACUCGCAAGUCAGGACCUGGCCUCUGAACGUCGUUGCCGGGAACGACUGGAGACGUCUGUGAACAAACACAUGGCUCUGUCAAAAGCGUUGGAAAGGACGAGAGCCGUCUCAAUCACUCCAAGAAGCGCGCAACAAACUUCUACUGCAGCGCCAGCGCAGGCUGCACAAGCAUCACAGACGGCAAUGGUGCAGUGUCCUCCAGAAGUGCCACCUGCAUUUGCACCUGCGAAACUUCCACCUCCAUCCCUUGCAGCGCAAACUCCAACAGCUUUUGAAGCAGCCGCACCUGUGGAGUUGCCGGAGAAAGCCGAUACUGUCCCAAAAUCUGCUGAUCAGCCUGAGCUCAUGUUGACGUCCCUGCCUGCCCAGCCGAGCACACAAGCCGAUGCUGUAGAAAGCCUGGCUCCAGCACUUCCAGCCAGUGCUGCUGCUACACUUGCAGAUGACAUGAUGGAGAGUCUAGAGCGGCAAGAUCCUGCGCCAAAUGGUUCCGCCACGCCACGACAGUCAAGGGCUCUUCUUGGUCGCAUGCGACGAUCUUUGCGGGGAUAG